This is a messenger RNA of Cotesia glomerata, 1427 nucleotides long. RefSeq names its product pantothenate kinase 3 (gene fbl). Lineage: Eukaryota; Metazoa; Arthropoda; Insecta; Hymenoptera; Braconidae. The transcript has 8 exons. Gene Ontology annotation, molecular function: pantothenate kinase activity; ATP binding. Gene Ontology annotation, biological process: coenzyme A biosynthetic process. The record is from RefSeq and is a predicted model, not a curated record. The coding region runs from base 195 to 1409 and encodes 404 amino acids. Gene Ontology annotation, cellular component: nucleus; cytosol.
UAAAAAAAAAUUGAUUUAAAUUCACUCCAAAAUUUGGAGGUUAUUAAUUAACUGUCUAAAUAAUUUAUUAAUUAUUGGUGAUCAUGACGUGUGAAAAGUAAUUGUUAAAAAAAAAAUGAAGUUUUAAUUUUAUUAAUGUUUUCAGGGUUUCAUCAUGACAGGUAGGUGGGAAGGAAAUAAAAGAGAUAAAUUGAAUGAUGAGUCCAAAUAAAUACAAAAAUAAUACAAACUCAUCAAUGGCGUCUAACGGAUACUCAGCGACUUCCAAGCAAACCAAGGGCUUCAAUCCACCACCUUGUGAGUCGGUGAACUCGAUGCCAUGGUUCGGUAUGGACAUCGGUGGUACCCUUUGCAAACUGGUGUACUUUGAGCCAAAAGAUAUCACGAGGGACGAAGCCGAUGCAGAAGUUGAAACUUUGAAAAAUAUUAGGAGAUAUUUGACGAAAAAUUCAGCCUACGGGAAAACUGGACAUCGAGAUACUCAUCUUCAGAUGGACAACGUUGAAAUUCGCGGCAGAAGAGGAACCCUUCACUUCAUAAGAUUUCCCACCAGUGAAAUGGGAAACUUCCUAGCACUGGCGAAGUCCAAGGGUAUGGCGAACUUAGUAACAACAGUCUGCGCGACAGGAGGAGGUGCUUUCAAAUUCGAGGAAAAUUUCAAGCGAGAGGUGAACAUGAGUCUCGCUAAAUUCGACGAAUUGCACAGUUUAAUCCGCGGGAUGCUCUAUAUCGAGACGACGAAUCCUCACGAGUGCUACUACUGGGCAAAUCCUACUGAUGACACACUUUGCCAUAAAGUUCCUUUUGAUUUUUCUGAGCCUUAUCCGUUUAUACUGGUAAAUAUUGGAUCCGGAGUCAGCAUACUAGCGGUGUACGGCCCAGACAACUUCAAAAGAAUAUCCGGCACCAGUUUAGGAGGUGGUACAUUUCUGGGACUCUGUUGUUUGCUAACUGGCUGCAAUACUUUCGAAGAAGCCAUUGAAUUGGCGACAGGAGGCGACAACACUCGGGUGGAUAAGUUGGUUAAGGAUAUUUACGGUGGCGAUUAUGGUCCUUUCUGUCUUCCGGGUGAUCUGGUCGCGAGCAGUUUCCUACAAUUGUGCAGUUUCGGCCAAAUGAACUCUAAAGACCGGAGGCAAGCUGUUAAUAAAGAGGACUUAGCACGCGCGACACUCGUUACCAUUACCAACAACAUAGGGUCCAUUGCACGGAUGUGUGCCGUUAAUGAAAAAAUUGAGCGGGUAGUAUUUGCUGGUAAUUUUUUGCGGGUGAAUCCAAUUUCCAUGAAAUUGUUGGCCUAUGCUAUGGAUUAUUGGUCUAAGGGAACACUAAAGGCUCUAUUUUUAGAGCACGAGGGUUACUUUGGUGCAGUGGGAUGCCUAUUGCAAUUCAACGGAGAAACAAUUUAGAUAAUUUUAAUAAAAUAG